Lasiodiplodia theobromae is the source of this 585-nucleotide messenger RNA. RefSeq names its product Pua RNA binding domain. Bases 1 to 585 code for a protein of 194 amino acids. Gene Ontology annotation, molecular function: RNA binding. The record is from RefSeq and is a predicted model, not a curated record. Gene Ontology annotation, biological process: formation of translation preinitiation complex. The transcript is spliced from 3 exons. NCBI's taxonomy places the organism in Eukaryota, Fungi, Ascomycota, Dothideomycetes, Botryosphaeriales, Botryosphaeriaceae.
AUGUUCAAGAAAGACGUGUCUGUCGGCGCGAAGACCAAGGUCAAGUCGUCCGUCCAGCGCGGCAUCCGCUCCAAGGUCGCUGAGCAGUAUCCACUGCUCGAGCCGUACCUCGACACCAUAAUACCCAAGAAGGAGCAGCUGGAUUUGGUCAAGCUGCCUGACCGCGUCUCGCUCUACGCCCUCAACAAUGUCCCUCUUUUCUACCAGCACAUGGACGAUCCUCUGAUCCCGCACCUCUCCCUCGUCCACAAGUACCCUGCCUGCUUCAAGCGCGUCCGCAUCGACCGCGGCGCCAUCCGCUUCGUCCUCUCGGGCGCCUCGCUCAUGGCCCCCGGUCUUACCAGCCCCGGUGGCCGUCUCCCAAACUCCCAGGCCCCAAACGACGCGGACGACACAAUACGAUACGGGAGCGAAGACAUACCGGCGGGGGAAGUGGUGGUGGUGGAGGCGGAGGGAAAGGACAAUGCCUGCCUUGUGGGCCCUUUAAAAGUGGGAACCUCGGAAAUCAAGGCGAAGAAGAAAGGCGUUGCGAUCGACCAGGGUCAUUAUUUAGGGGAUGGCCUGUGGAAGAUGCGCCUGGACUAA